Molecule: messenger RNA, 945 nt
Organism: Hyalella azteca
Lineage: Eukaryota; Metazoa; Arthropoda; Malacostraca; Amphipoda; Hyalellidae
Product: probable ATP-dependent RNA helicase Dbp45A
Exons: 5
Coding region: 1-945 (314 amino acids)
Source: RefSeq, a predicted model, not a curated record
AUGCCGAUGAAGGAAGUGAUGGUGAUGGAUAAGGUGAUGGUGAUGAAGGUGAUGGUGAUGAAGAGGGUGGUGAUGAAGGUGAUGGCAAUGAAGGUGAUGGUGGUGAUGGCGCCUCCAUCUGUAAGGACUGGACAUGCCCCAGGUAGGGGACUGGACAUUCCCCAGGUGUCGCUGGUAGUGAACCACCGCAUGCCCAACUGCAGCAAAACGUACAUCCACCGCGUGGGGCGGACGGCGCGGGCGGGGCGCGGGGGCACCGCCCUCACCAUCCUCACCCCCGAGGACCAGCACCUACUACUAGCACUAGAGGCCCGCAACCCUUGUAAACUAGUCAACUAUAAGACGGACUCAGUGUUGGUGCGGCGGCUGCUGAAGCAGGUGAACGCGACGCGGCGGGGGGCGGAGCUGCGGCUGGAGGAGGGGGGUUCGCUGAGAAGAUCAUACACAGGAGGAAGCAGCUGCAUUGCCCGGGGGCUGGACCCCGACGAAGAAUGUCGCCUGCUGGAGGAGCGCAUCAGGCGAGGGCAGCAGCGCCGCCGUCUGCGGUUCCUGAAGGCCCACGGGGAGCUGGGGCCCGUGGCCCACGGGGACCAGAGUCACGGAGACGACCUGCUGGGCCUCACGGCCAAGGCCAAGGAAAAGGCCAUCAUCAAGAGAAGGCCUAAGGUCCUCGCCAAAGAUCUCAAGGAUGAAGAUAAGAACCAGAAAGUGAAAGCCAGAUGUGGCCUUAAUGGCCAGAAUUUACAGGCCAGAAGUGGCUUUAAUGGCCAGAAUUUUGAGGCCAGUAGUGGCCUUAAAGGCCAAAAUUUACAGGCCAAAAGUGGCCUUGAUGGCCAAAAUUUAAAAGCCAGAAGUAGCCUUAAAGGUCAGAAAGUGAAGGCCAAAAUUGACCUUAAAAAAAAGAACGUAAAAUCUAAUUUGAAAAGAAAAAGAACUGAAGUUUGA